AGGGGUCGCCGAGCUUAAAAGGUUGAGAACCGCUGCUUUAGAUAGAGCUUCCAGCAGUUCUCGUCACGCAAGGACGAAUCAGUAAAUUAAUCAAAAUGUCGACCUUGCUUUGGUCUUGACAACAUUGAAACCUCCUUACUUCUGUUGGUUUUUUUCCAGCCCUUUUAAAUAGUUCAAGGACGUUUCUUCAAAGAUUUUUUUCUUUAAUAUUUGAAUAACAAAAGUAGUCUUACGGGCUAUUUUAUAGUGAUAAUAAUCAAUCAACAUGUUGUCAAUAAAUCAAUACUUUUCGGGUAUAGUCUCCUAGCAACGUUUACGGCCUCAAGAUGGCGUUACAUUGUUCAUUAUUUUCUUUUACUCUAUUUUUUUUUAAAUGUGUUCUGUAUAGUAUAAAGUACAUUUCCAGCCAGACAGGUUCCAUUGUAAAGCAUGCACAUGAACAAGAGAAGUGCGCUUCAGAUUAGUGACAGCAGGGCCGGAUUUAAAGUAGGACAGGCAGGGUUAUAGCCCCCGGGGACUCCACAAGAAAGGGGCCUCAACAAGAGAGCUAAAAAUAUAUCUGAAUUUCGACGUGUCAGAAACUUUAAGAAUGGAACACUGCACACAGAUAAAUCUAUUGUUGAUUGGUAAAAGUGGCAACGGAAAAAGUGCCACCGGAAACUCCAUACUACGAAGAAAAUGCUUUCGAACUAGUGGAAGCGCGUUAUCAGUAACAAACAAAGUUGACGUUGAGGUCGGAAAAUUUGUCGGUGUGAAAUUAAAAGUUGUCGACGCCCCUGGUGUGUGCGAUAACUCUCUAGAGAGCAAAGAAGGAGCUGAGUUAGUCGUCAACUGUUUGCAGCAAGCUAUCUAUCUUUGCCCGGAUGGAUAUAAUGCAUUUGCUCUGGUUGUGAAGUUCGGAAGUAGAUUUACGGGAGAAGAACUAGCGACGCUGAGUUUCCUAAAACAAGUUUUCGGCGAAAAUUUCGUCAGGGAUCAUUGCAUUUUGAUACUGUCUGGUGGCGACAUCUUUGAAUACGAGGUCAAAUCUGAAGGAGAACGUCUUAAGGACUGGUGCUCCAGACAGACAGGAACAUUUAAACAACUUCUUGACGAGUGUGGCAACAGAAUUGUUCUAUUUGACAAUUUUACCAAAGACAGUUACGUUAAACGUAAGCAAAUCUUGAAAUUACUUAAAGAAAUUGCCCAACUUGGCAGUCGAGGAGAGAGAUACACUGAUAUGAAUUUCAGAAAUGCUAGACAUUCAAGAGAAAAACUUAAACAAGAAAAUAAAUUUGCCUCAGUUAAGGAAGAAAGUUUUAUUGAGACCAGCUAUCUAUUAGACAAAUUAGAAAAAGUUCAAUCUUCUGAUGACCACAAGAUGAAAAUUUCUCCCCUAGAAAAAAUCUUACAAAAAGAUUCCCAACUACUAAAAGCCUUGAAAGAAAGUGAUGGUGACACAGGCACAAUGGAAGAAUUGAUCCAAAGACUAAAAUCUAUUGGAGCCAUUGCAAAUGAUGAGAAGUCCAAAAGUAUUAGGCUCGCUGCAGAAGAAGAGAAAGUUAGAAGACAAAAAGAAGAGCUCCAAGCAGAGAAAUUAAAAUUGGAGCAGCAGAGAAAAGAAAUGGAGCGAAUGACAGACAUUGAGAGACAGAAAGCCAUUAUUGAGGAAGAGAAACACAGACUGGAGAUUGACAAAAUGCGCAAACUGCAAGAAGAACGUGAAGCCAGAUUAAGGAAGGAAGCGCUGGAGGCUAAAGAAGCUCAGGCCCGAAAAUUGGAGCAAGAAGAAGAGCGCCAUCGAGAGAACAGAGAAAGCGAUAUGCUGACAAACGCCGCAGACUUUGCUUCAAGUUUUGUCCCUUAUGCGAAACCUUUGUUUAGCGUUGGUAAAGGUAUUUACAACUGGUGGUAUGGAAAAUAAUACAUCUUACAAAAAAAAAAAAAAAAAAAAAGCAGAAAAAGAAAGUUUUUUUAAUGUACUUUUUUUUUGUAAAUAUAUCUUAUUGUUGUGGCUUAUAAUUAUUAUUCUUAAAAUCUAGAUACAUUUUUGUGCUUAGAUAAUUCCAGAAACAUUAAAUAAGCAAAAAUUAGUAUACGUAAUUAGCCUACCAAUUUUUAAACAUGUUUGCUAUUUCAAUGUAAACAUUUUCCUUGUCGCACUUUUUGUAUAUAUCGGCAUCUAAUUAUAACCAAAAAUAUGUUCUUAUCCCUUUGUAUGUUAUAUAUGUCAAAUUUAACAUGGAUUCCAGACUGAAGUUUGGCAAAUAUUAAAAUCUUACUUUGUUUAACCUCAGCUUGGGAGAAAUGUGUUGGUUCGUCGCUUAGAUGGGCAAAUAAAAAAAGAA
This is a messenger RNA of Biomphalaria glabrata, 2327 nucleotides long. RefSeq lists its product as uncharacterized. The transcript has 3 exons. Bases 590 to 1903 code for a protein of 437 amino acids. The record is from RefSeq and is a predicted model, not a curated record. Gene Ontology annotation, molecular function: GTP binding. Lineage: Eukaryota; Metazoa; Mollusca; Gastropoda; Planorbidae.